Molecule: messenger RNA, 1755 nt
Organism: Nematocida major
Lineage: Eukaryota; Fungi; Microsporidia
Exons: 1
Coding region: 1-1755 (584 amino acids)
Molecular function (GO): protein binding
Source: RefSeq, a predicted model, not a curated record
AUGCAAAAAGAGAGUUGCGUGAAGAGAGAAAUCGACGAAAAACGGACAGAGAAGCCCAGAAAAAGUGCUUUUGUCCUUAUGGAGAGAGUAUUUAGCCUCGCCAUGUUUGGCAUGAUAGUGAGUGCGCUCAGUUCGGGAGUCCUCGCCCAAAAGGCCGAAAGGGCGCACAUUUUGGAGGCAGAGUCCCACAGGAGCCCGGAUAAUUCGGGUUUUACACAGAGCGAAGAGAUCCCAGGAGUUCGCAGCGGGAUAGACCUUUUCAACGAGGAGCAGUUCGACUCCGCCCUGGACCACUUCACGCACGCCCUGAGCUACGCCCAGGCGAAGAAGGACCAGAAAGCAGCGAGAAAAGCCGCUCUCUGGCGCCUCCGGGCUCUUUUCCGGCUGGGAAUGUUCGCUGAGAUCCUGGAAAAUUUUGACGACCUGAAAAUGGAAAAAAUCACCGGCCCUGAAAAUGAAAAAAAAGAAGAGCCUGAAAAUGGCCCUGAAAUUGCAGAAAUUCUCCAGAAAAGCGCAGAGUAUGCGAAAAUAUCCGUGAAGUCCCCGGAGGAGGAAGUCUCUCGAGCCCUUGCAGAGUGCACCCACUCCCCCGCCCUCCUGAAGAUGCGAAUCCACAUCCGCAUGCAGAAAAGAGACUUUUCCCUCGCAAUUCUCGACGCAGAAGUCCUUUUGGACUCCCGGGAGAAGGAUUUUGCCGAACACGCGAUAAUUCACUGCCUUUUCCUCUCCGGGAAGACUCCAAGAGCCCUCAGCCGCCUGGAAAAGAGUUCCGGGUAUAGUAAAGCCUUCAUAGAGAGAGUCUCCGCUGCAGUGGAGAAGUACAACGCCCUUGCAAGACACUGUACAGCAUCAUCCCGCGAUAACUACAGGAGAUGGAGGGACUUUGCGAAUAGAGACCUCGUUCUUGCCCGGGGAACUGACGCGUAUUUCUCCCCGUUCGCCCUUGCUCACAUUCAGGCACAGACUCUUCGGAGACUCCUGCGAAUGGGCGAGGACUUGCGCGUGGGGAGCGAGGAAAUCGUCGGAUUCUCGGAGAGACUGCUCAGAAGUGGAUUCGGAGGACCGACAGAGAGUGAAUGGUGCGAGCACGUCCGAGUUCUCGUGAGGGCGGGAAAGUACGUCGCUGCAAGAGAUGCGAUCCAGGAGAACGUGACGGAGAAGUGCCCGGAGUACGCAGAGGUGAAGGAAGUCUACAACAACGCAGUGAAGAGAGCGAGAGCAGCCCGCGAGAGGGAGAGGGCAGAGAAGGAGAGGAGGGAGGAGCAGAAAAAAGAGAAAGAGAGAAAAGACGCAGAAAAAAAAGAAAAAACUCGCGCCCAGAGGAGGAUGCAGUUCGUCAGCGGGAGAAGGGGGAAGAAGGCAGAUCCUGAGGGAUUCUACAGAUUCCUCGGAGUGCGGGUCGGAGCCCGGAAGGAGGACGUCCUGCGGGCGUACAGGAAGGUCAGCAAAAAGGCAAAUGUCGCCCUCAGAAGGGGAAGUCCCCAGGAGAAGGAGCGACAGAAGGAGGUCAUCGUGCAGGCGAAUAAGGCGAAGGACGUGCUUAUGGACCCAGUUCGGAAGGAGGAGUACGACAGCGGAUACUUCAUGACGGAGAAGGAGAAGAAUGCGUGGGGGUACACGGACGAAGCAGCAGACUUCGGGGACAGGAGAGACGCUUUUGCAGGAGGAGAUAUCUUCGACAUCCUCAUGAACGGAGGAUUCGGGGGAGGAUUCGGAGGGGGAAGAGGCACCCACAGAGUCGUCUACUACAUGUAG